UGACUCUGGAAAAUUCUCUCCAACUAGCGAGAGAGGACCGGAAGCGGAAGUACAACCUCGCCGGAAGUUGUUCUGUGGAGACAAGAGCGGAGAGUGAAAACAGGUGCUGCCAUGGAGUUGGAGAUGUCAGACCGUUAUGACAAUGCUUUGCUGGGUAUCCUGCAGCAUGUGGGAAACAUCCAGGAAUUUUUAAAUGUUUACUUUGGGUUCUUGUACCGCAAGACAGACUUUUACCGAGUGUUACUGAGCCCUCAAGAGCGGAUGGGAUUCCCCCCGGGUGUUGCCCAGAGCAUGGUGCUGCAGACAUUCAAAAACCACGAGCGACUGGCCAUGAAGGACCAUGAGCAGAGGGUGCGAGACUUGGAGGAGAAAAUGAAGAAGCAGGAGGAGAAGUUGGUUGAGAGUGGCGAGGCACCUAUGGCAACAGAAGAAGUUAUCUUGGAGACACCAGCAGAUGAGCCACCUGGGGAGCAGAAGACAUCAGAGAAUCAGCCAGAAAAUUCCGAUGCACCAGAAAAAGCUGCAGAGGCAAAGGCCAGCACCAGCAAUAUGGACAGCUCAGCUUCUGCAUCCAGGAGCCAAGAUGAUUUCCAGAUGGACCCGGACAGUUACAAUGGUGCAGUGAGGAAAAACUACAUAUGGUCCCAGGAUUACAGUGACAUAGAAAUUAAAGUGCCAGUUCCCAAGGAUGUGGUGAAAGGCAAACAGGUGUCGGUGGACCUGCGCAAUACAUCUAUCCGUGUGGCAGUGAGGGACAGCCAAGGGGAACGUGUUUUGAUGGAUGGAAACCUGACUCACAAAAUAAAUGCAGAGACAUCUUUAUGGAGCCUGGAGCCUGGCAAAUGUAUUUCGAUCAGCUUGAGCAAGUGUGGCGAGUAUUGGUGGAAUGCAGUCUUGGAAGGGGAAGAAAAAAUAGAUAUAGACAAAAUCAACAAAGAGCGUGGUAUGGCAACAGUGGAUGAGGAGGAGCAUGCCGUAUUGGACCGACUUACUUUUGAUUACCAUCGAAAACUGCAGGGGAAACCACAGAGUCAUGAAAUGAAAGUCCAUGAUAUGCUGAAGAAAGGAUGGGAUGCAGAGGGAUCGCCAUUCAGGGGGCAGGCGUUUGACCCUUCCUUGUUUAAUAUUUCCCCAGGUGCUGUGCAAUUUUGAGAAGGGUAUACACAGGACUAUUUAUUUUUCUGUCCCUGCAGGAGUUGACGUUUACACGGCUCCAUCUAAAAGACCAAAGCUGCAAACUGUUACAUUAACCACCUGUGUAUAACAAUGUAUUUCAAUGGCGAUUGAAAACUGGUUUGUAAACAUGUUCAACUUGGACUUGUUAGGGACUGGAUUUUUAUACGUAUUUUGUGAAAUGCAGAAAUUGCUUCUUUUCAUCAUUCUGCUGGGUUUAUAGGGAAGUCUCUGCAAUUUAUCACUGGCCCAUGCAUCACAAAUAUUCAAAUGUCUGCAGCUGGUUUUGUUUACACAUGUUUUCCAAUUUAAAAGGGAAUUCCCAUUGUAUUAUGAAUGCUCCUGGUCAUUACAUGGAUGUCCUAUCCUUUUAAUAAUGCUCUAGUUUGAAUUAAUGUGCACUGUCGAAAGCCGGUGACCUUUUGGUACUGCACCAUACACAAAGGUGCUGAUGGCUCCACAGGAAAAAAAAAACAGCUAAAUGGGGAAGCUGAGGACCCUUUGUGUGUCUCUGUAGACAAAAAUAUCAAUUUAAAUUGCAAAUGUUCUUUUAACUAUGCAUUGGGCUUUUUAGGCCAGAAGCUUUAGUAAUUAUGUACCUCUAAAAAGAAGAGCCAUUUUGUGUUAAGAGAUAAUCAAGAUUGAUACAUGUAUGUGAAAUUUAUUCCCUAUUGUGGCAUUGUUUUUUCUUUGGAAAAGCAUGCUAUUCUAAAUGACCUGUUGGCACCCGAAGGUAGAGCUAGCAUAUAACCCAUGGUCUAAAAAUACAAGUCCUGUCCUCUACUGUAUUUAAGAACUAAUGGAUGAGAUUUUAUUGGGGGUGGUUACAUUUUACUGGCAUACAAUUUGUGCACCUAUUGCAUCCACCUUUUUAUUUUUUGUGAAAUGGGGGUUAUAAAAAAGAGUUGUGUUUGUCAUAAUCAGUUGCCUGCCAUUAUUAAACUAUUGGUCUCGGCGUUACCCCCUCAAUCACUACCUCUGGUGUGUAAUCUCAUACUUCACGUUUUGGGUUUCUGAUGUCUCUUUUUAUGGGCAUAACACUGGAUCAAUAUUUAUGAACUUGGUGUAACAGCUUACAAAACUGUAUGUAAUCUAAAAGUGUGUGCAGCAUUGUCUACAUUUUUGUUUGUUUUUACAUAAAACAAGUUGUUCAUCCCCUUCAGGUUCAUUUUGGUGCAUCAUCUCCAUGCCAAUAUCUGUACAGUAUACUGGUGCAUCUAUGAUUACGGUUUGACUUUUUUCUCAGUGUAGAAAAUAAAAAAAGCAGAACUACUUUCUUGCUGCCACUGUUUAGGGAAA
Molecule: messenger RNA, 2472 nt
Organism: Rana temporaria (common frog)
Lineage: Eukaryota; Metazoa; Chordata; Amphibia; Anura; Ranidae
Gene: NUDCD3
Product: NudC domain containing 3
Exons: 7
Coding region: 112-1152 (346 amino acids)
Biological process (GO): protein folding
Cellular component (GO): cytoplasm
Source: RefSeq, a predicted model, not a curated record